GUUGUCGGAAACACUUAUCAAAAAGUCAGCUAGUAAAUCUAAAACGAAUAAUCCAUUUGAAGUUCAUAUCAACAGACAAAGUUUGAUGUAUUGGGUAAGAAGUCGAAAAAUGAUAGAGGUCUGCCUGGUGUUGCUCGAUCAAAAUCAAUUAAAAAGAGGAAAGAAACACUUCUCCAAGAGUACAAAGUAAAGGACAAGGCCAACAAAUUCCUUGACAGACGAAUUGGCGAGACAAACUCAGCUAUGACGUCAGAGGAUAAGGUUAUGGCCAGGUACACUGCUGAGCGAAUGAAAGCCCACAAUAAGAAAACCAUGUUCAAUUUGGCUGACGACGAAGUGUUGACACACAGAGGCCAGAGUCUGAGUGAGAUCGAGAGAUUCGACGAUCCCAGAAGUGAUGAUGAUGAUGAAGAUGAUGAUUUGAUGAAAAGGAAAGGUGGCGGUCUAGAAGCGGCGUUCGUCGGCGAGGCGCAUUUCGGCGGCGGCAUGCUGCGCGACUCGGCAGCGGAGAAGUCGCGCGCGACGCUGAUCGACGAGCUGAUUGCCGAGUCGAAGCGGCGUCGCGCCGAGAAGGCACGCGCCAAGGAGCAGACGCUCGAGUUGACAGAGCGUCUCGACGCCGACUGGCAGGAGCUGUUGCCUCUAGUCAAUGCUGGACAGAAGGAGAAGGCGGGUGACGAGGAGGAACGACCCGAGAAGCAGAGCUACGACCAUCUAAUGCGUCAGUUGCGGUUUGAGUCGCGCGGCAAG
This is a messenger RNA of Nilaparvata lugens (brown planthopper), 750 nucleotides long. Its product is annotated as nucleolar protein 14-like. The record is from RefSeq and is a predicted model, not a curated record. Gene Ontology annotation, cellular component: Noc4p-Nop14p complex; small-subunit processome; nucleolus. Gene Ontology annotation, biological process: maturation of SSU-rRNA. NCBI's taxonomy places the organism in Eukaryota, Metazoa, Arthropoda, Insecta, Hemiptera, Delphacidae.